Molecule: messenger RNA, 4240 nt
Organism: Chinchilla lanigera (long-tailed chinchilla)
Lineage: Eukaryota; Metazoa; Chordata; Mammalia; Rodentia; Chinchillidae
Gene: Ttll5
Product: tubulin tyrosine ligase-like family member 5
Biological process (GO): microtubule cytoskeleton organization; protein polyglutamylation
Cellular component (GO): cilium
Molecular function (GO): tubulin binding; tubulin-glutamic acid ligase activity
Source: RefSeq, a predicted model, not a curated record
CGAGCGGGCGGUUGCUUGUUGGUUGUUGUAGUAACGGGGAAGCAGCAGUCGGCGGCUGCUGUGAGCCUGGCUGGGGAAGGAGGAGGGAGGUAGGCGCAGAGCUCGGUCCCCGCCUGCCCGCCCCGAGCCAUGGGAAGAUGAGACAGGAAUCUGUGCCACCCAAAUUGUCUGAUCCAGUGAAUUUGCAAGGAGAGGUCUCUGAGGCCCCUGUUUGCUGACUAUAUGACAGACCCUGAAGGAGAUGCCAGUUGUGAUGGCCCGGGACCUGGAGGAAACUGCGUCAUCCUCAGAGGAUGAGGAGGUGGUAAGCCAAGAAGAUCAUCCAUGUAUCAUGUGGACUGGAGGCUGCAGGAGAAUUCCAGUUUUGGUAUUCCAUGCUGAGGCUAUUCUGACAAAGGACAAUAAUAUCCGAGUAAUUGGAGAACGUUAUCAUUUGUCUUAUAAGAUUGUGCGAACGGACAGUCGCCUGGUACGCAGCAUUCUGACAGCCCAUGGAUUUCAUGAGGUUCACCCAAGCAGCACUGACUAUAACCUGAUGUGGACCGGAUCUCACUUGAAGCCCUUUUUACUUCGCACCCUCUCUGAAGCACAAAAAGUUAAUCACUUUCCCAGAUCUUACGAACUAACCCGGAAGGAUCGGCUGUACAAAAACAUCAUUCGAAUGCAGCAUACACAUGGAUUCAAGGCUUUUCACAUCCUCCCUCAGACCUUCCUCCUGCCAGCUGAGUACGCGGAAUUCUGUAAUUCAUACUCUAAGGACCGGGGACCUUGGAUAGUAAAACCAGUGGCCUCUUCAAGGGGGCGGGGCGUCUACCUGAUCAACAAUCCAAACCAGAUUUCCCUGGAAGAGAACAUCCUGGUCUCCCGUUACAUUAACAACCCCCUGCUAAUAGAUGAUUUCAAGUUUGAUGUGCGCCUCUAUGUACUCGUGACUUCCUAUGAUCCUCUUGUCAUCUAUCUCUACGAAGAAGGAUUGGCUAGGUUUGCAACUGUGCGAUAUGAUCAAGGAGCCAAGAAUAUUCGGAACCAGUUCAUGCACCUGACAAACUACAGCGUGAAUAAGAAGAGUGGAGACUAUGUCAGUUGUGAUGAUCCAGAAGUGGAGGAUUAUGGGAACAAAUGGAGCAUGAGCGCUAUGCUCAGGUACCUGAAACAAGAAGGCAGAGAUACAACUGCAUUGAUGGCCCACGUGGAAGACCUCAUCAUUAAGACUAUAAUCUCUGCUGAGCUCGCUAUUGCUACCGCGUGUAAAACCUUUGUUCCUCAUCGCAGCAGUUGCUUUGAAUUGUAUGGCUUUGAUGUGCUCAUAGACUCUACCCUGAAGCCAUGGUUGUUGGAAGUGAAUCUCUCCCCUUCCUUGGCCUGUGAUGCACCUCUGGAUCUAAAGAUUAAAGCCAGUAUGAUUUCAGAUAUGUUCACUGUUGUAGGAUUCGUAUGCCAAGAUCCUGCCCAGCGAGCAUCAACACGGCCGCUUUAUCCCACCUUUGAGUCUUCCAGGCGAAACCUUUUCCAGAAACCUCAGCGGUCCCGCCCACUCUCCGCCAGUGACGCAGAAAUGAAGAACCUUGUGGGCUCAGCCCGAGAGAAGAUGUCUGGGAAGCUAGGUGGCUCCGUGCUCGGUCUGUCCAUGGAAGAGAUCAAAGUUUUACGGAGAGUGAAGGAAGAGAAUGAUCGGAGAGGUGGAUUUAUUCGCAUAUUUCCUACAUCAGAAACGUGGGAAAUUUAUGGGUCCUACCUUGAACACAAGACCUCCAUGAACUACAUGUUAGCAACCCGCCUCUUCCAGGACAGGGGAAACACACGAAGAAGCUUAUUGACAGGAAGAACACGAAUGACCACUGAUGGAAUGCCAGAGUUGAAGAUAGAGAGUGUGAAUUCAAAGGCCAAGCUGCAUGCUGCUCUUUACGAGAGAAAACUCCUGUCUCUGGAGGUGCGAAAACAUAGGCGACGGAGUGGCAGAUUGAGGGCACUGAAGCCAAAAUACCCAGUGAUUACCCAACCAGCUGAAAUGAAUGGUAAAACUGAGACAGAGAGUGAAGAGGAAGAAGAAAUUGCAUUAGACAAUGAGGAUGAAGAACAGGAAGCUUCCCAGGAAGAGUCUGCAGGGUCUGUUGGAGAAAACCAAGGCAAAUGUGCACCCCGGUUGACUGUUGGGGUAGAAAAUUUACCCAAAGAAAAUUCCAUGGAAGUUCCUGAGUGGAAUAAUAAGGGUGAACAGUACUGUAAGAUUGAGACUCAGGAGCCAGAGCCUAAAUUUAACCUGAUGCAGAUUCUGCAAGAUAAUGGAAAUCUAAGCAAAGUGCAGGCUCGAAUAGCAUUCUCUGCCUAUCUCCAGCAUGUUCAAACUCGCCUGACGAAAGACAGUGGAGGUCAGACGUUCAGUGCCAGUUGGGCUGCCAAAGAGGAUGAACAGAUGGAGCUGGUAGUUCGUUUCCUCAAGAGAGCGUCAAGUAACCUCCAGCAUUCACUGAGAAUGGUGCUACCCAGUCGACGGUUAGCUCUCCUAGAACGCAGAAGAAUCCUUGCCCACCAACUAGGUGACUUUAUCAUUGUGUACAACAAGGAAACAGAACAAAUGGCUGAAAAGAGAUCCAAGAAGAAACUUGAAGAGGAAGAAGAAGAUGGGGUGAAUGCAGAAAACUUUCAGAAGUUCAUCAGACAAGCAAGUGAAGCUGAGCUGGAGGAAGUACUGACUUUUUAUACUCAAAAAAACAAAUCUGCAAGUGUCUUCUUGGGGACUCACUCUAAAAGUUCCAAGCACAGCCAUACUUUUUCUGAUAAUGGGGCAAAAGGUGAUCACCCUGAGACGAUGCAAGAAGCAAAAAUAAAGCAGCCCAAACAGCAACAGGCAACAGAAAUUCACUCCGAUAAGUUCUCUCGAUUUACCACCUCAGCAGAAAAAGAGGCUAAAUUAGUCUAUGCCAGUUGUUCCUCUGCUUCUUUCUCUGCUCCUGCUGCUCCUCUUCCGCAGAAAAUUCCCAACACCCAUUUGUCAUCUGUUACAACCUCUGCCCUCUCACCAGGGCUUGGCCACCGUUCUCCCUUAUCUCAGAUUCCUCCAACUGUUCCCAGCAUGCCUCACCAGCCAGCAGUUUUACUGAACCCUGUCCCUGAGCAUGCCGCUCCCUCCAUACAUCCUGGGACACAGAAUGUACCAAGCCCCGCUGGCCUGCCACGCUGUCGAUCAGGCAGUUACACCAUUGGCCCCUUCUCCUCUUUCCAAAGUGCUGCACACAUCUAUAGCCAGAAACUGUCUCGUCCCUCUUCAGCAAAGGCAGCAGGUUCAUGCCAUCCAAGCAAGCAUCAUUCAGGAGUAGCCAAAGCACAAAAAGAGGGAGAAGAUGGCUCUGCAUACAACAGAUGGUACAACCAGAGUGUGGUCACAGCUGAACUUCAGCGGCUCGCUGAGAAGCAGGCAGCAAGGCAGUAUUCCCCGGCCAGCCACAUCAGUCUCCUCACCCAGCAGGUAGCAAACCUGAACAUGGCAAGUGGAGCCAUAAACAGAAGCAGUGCUUCAACUCCCCCGACCCUGCGACCUGUCAUCAGUCCCUGUGGUCCAACCUGGUCAAUGCAGUCCGACCUCCACACCCCUGAGAACCUGUCCAGCCCUCCGGGAAGCAGGAGCCUCCAAGCAGGUGGCUUUGCCUGGGAAGGAGAGCUCGAGAAUAACGCGUACAGCAAGGCUACAGGGGUGGUCCCCCAGCACAAGUACCUCCCCACUGCGGGCAGUUACCAGCUGCAUUUUGCCCUCCAACAACUUGAACAACAAAAACUGCAGUCCCGGCAGCUUCUGGACCAAAGUCGAGCCCGGCACCAGGCAAUCUUUGGCAGCCAGAUACUACCUAACUCUAAUUUAUGGACAGUGAAUAAUGGCGCAGGCUGCAGAAUUUCAGGUGCCACAGCUAGUGGCCAGAGGACAACCAUUCUGCCACAAAAAGUGGUGCCACCUCCAAGUUCUUUCACUUCCCUGGUUCCCAAACCCCCAACCAAUCACAAACAAGUGCUCAAAAAGGCCACAUCCCAGAGGGCUUCCAAAGGGGCCUGCGCAGAAGGGCAGCUGAGCGAACUCCAGAGUGGCCUUAAUUCUGCAGCCUUUGUGCCCAUCCCCAGCUCCACAGGAUCUUUGGAAGUUCCCCAAGUUAUUUUCGCCAGAUCCAAACCCUUACCCACACAAUCUGGAGCCCUUGCUACAGUUAUAGGACAGAGAAAAUCAAAGUCGAUGAAGUAAGGGCAAUUUAAG